Messenger RNA from Pygoscelis adeliae (Adelie penguin), 906 nucleotides. RefSeq names its product hyaluronidase-1-like. Gene Ontology annotation, molecular function: hyalurononglucosaminidase activity. The transcript is spliced from 2 exons. Lineage: Eukaryota; Metazoa; Chordata; Aves; Sphenisciformes; Spheniscidae. Gene Ontology annotation, biological process: carbohydrate metabolic process; hyaluronan catabolic process. Bases 1 to 906 code for a protein of 301 amino acids. The record is from RefSeq and is a predicted model, not a curated record.
AUGGCAUCAGGGUGGCCCUCCUGGGUCCUCCUGCUGCUCCUGCCUGCCCUGGCCGACGCCGGCGGGCCUGGCCCUGUCCUCAUCAACCGCCCCUUCGUCACCAUCUGGAACAUCCCCACUGAGCGCUGCGCCAAGAAGUACAAUGUCACCCUCAACUUGGAGGUCUUUGAUGUGUUGGCCAACGACCAGCAGUCCUUCAUCGGGCAGGACAUCACCCUCUUCUACAGCAAGGAACUGGGGCUCCUCCCCCACUACACAUCCAAGGGGGUGCCAGUGAACGGGGGGCUCCCCCAAAAUGCCAGCCUGCAGGCCCACCUCCACCACACCACCCGGGACAUUGAGGUCACCCUGCCCAGCCCUGCCUACGGCGGGCUGUCCGUCAUUGACUGGGAGAAGUGGCGCCCGCUGUGGAUCCGCAACUGGGGCUCCAUGGACAUCUACCGGCAGAAGUCAGAGGAACUGGUGCGGCAGCAGCACCCGCAGUGGCCCCCCAAGCUGGUGAAGGAGGUGGCCAAGCGGCAGUUUGAGCAGAGUGCCCGCAACUUCAUGGAGCAGACCCUGAAGCUGGGUGAGACCCUCCGUCCCGACAGCUAUUGGGGUUUCUACGGCUUCCCCAACUGCUACAACAAUGACUUCGACAGCCUGCCCUACACCGGGGUGUGCCCGGCGGUGGAGCAGCAGAGGAACAAGGAGCUGUGGUGGCUCUGGGGGAGGAGCCGGGCGGUCUACCCCAGCAUCUACCUGCCCCCUCGCUUCAGCGGCACCAACAAGGCACUCGCCUACGUCCGGCACCGCGUGGCCGAAGCCUUCGCCGUUCAGCGUGGCAUCCUCAAUGACGGCAUCCCCGUCCUGCCCUACUCCCAGAUCGCCUUCGACUGCACCGUCGACUUCCUAUCCCAGUGCUAG